Molecule: messenger RNA, 1092 nt
Organism: Danaus chrysippus (African queen)
Lineage: Eukaryota; Metazoa; Arthropoda; Insecta; Lepidoptera; Nymphalidae
Source: the annotation of a GenBank genome assembly
UUGCAGAGUAAAUUGUUUCGAUCCAAAUCCAAUGAUUAUGAAAUUGAAACUUUAGAGGCGCACAACGAAUACCGAAAGGAACAUGGUACUCCACCUCUAGUUUUAAGCAAAGAUAUUAGUAAAAUAAGUCAAAAAUGGGCUGAAGAAUUAGCGAAAAAUGACACUUUAGCAUACAGUAUAAAUGAUACGUACGGAGAAAGUGUUUAUUGUGGUUGGUCCCCAGAUCCAGGUGUAAAAAUACGAGCAAAGGAUUGGGUUGAUAGAUGGUAUAAUGAAAUUAAUGAUUAUUCUUUUGGCAAAGAACCAGAGGUACUUACGUGUGGUCACUUCACCCAAAUCAUAUGGAAAAAUACCAGAGAAAUCGGUGUUGGGUGUGCUAAGAGUAAAUCUGGAAAGUUAUAUGUUGUAACUAAUUAUUAUCCACCAGGAAAUUUUAGUGGUCAGUUCGUUAAAAAUGUUCCACCGCCGGGCGCAUUGCAGUUUAAGUCGACUUCAAGUUUUAGUUCAAUGGAUUCGAAUAUUGAAUCAAAUAAUAAUUUACCACCCCCAUCGCCAAAUAAGAGAAACAGCAAAAAUAUAAGCGACCUCGCUAAUGAUAUAGUUACUAUAUUCCGCUCAACUUCAAUUGUUGAUAAAAAUUAUGUCGUCAAAUUUGAGUCAGAGUUUUUAAACGCUCAUAAUGAAUAUAGAAGUAAACACAGAGUGCCACCACUUGAAAUCAAUAAGAAAAUGUGCAAGUAUGCUGAAGAAUGGGCGAAAUCUAUAGCCAAAAUAGGAAGAGUGGAACAUAGAGAUCAAAAUGAAUAUGGUGAAAAUAUUUUCUACGCUUGGUCUACAGAUCCAAACUUCACAUUAUCCGGUAAAGACCCUGUUGAUAAAUGGUAUAGUGAAAUACAAAACCACAGCUUUGGUAAAGAACCGGACAAUUUAGGUUCGGGACAUUUCUCUCAGAUCGUGUGGGAAGAUACUAAAGAGCUUGGAGUGGGUGUUGCAAAAACAAAAGAAGGACAAAUAUACGUGGUAGCUUAUUACUACCCACCAGGAAAUGUCAUGGGAAGUUUUGCAACUAAAGUUCGUCCUCCAAUAGAUUAA